Ceratina calcarata is the source of this 1731-nucleotide messenger RNA. Its product is annotated as facilitated trehalose transporter Tret1-like. The transcript is spliced from 4 exons. The record is from RefSeq and is a predicted model, not a curated record. Gene Ontology annotation, molecular function: transmembrane transporter activity. Gene Ontology annotation, biological process: transmembrane transport. Lineage: Eukaryota; Metazoa; Arthropoda; Insecta; Hymenoptera; Apidae. Bases 186 to 1484 code for a protein of 432 amino acids. Gene Ontology annotation, cellular component: membrane.
GACUGUGAAAGGUAAGCUCACUAAAAACUUUUAUCGCUGCUAUUAUGCUUGUUGUGAAACGCAAUUUUACUUCCUCCUGCAGAAAACGUUCAGUAGACGUCACGCGAAAAUUGUGAACAUGCCUAACUUAAAGUUUUGCCUGACAUUUCUCUCGGACAGUAUGCUUGGCCGAAUUGAACGCGGGAAUGUUUCUGGGAUGGACGUCGCCGAUAACACCUCGAUUACUGGAUCAUGACUUCUCCUUCAAGAUCACUGCGAACGAAGCCUGUUGGACAGUUUGUGUCUUUACACUUGGAAUGGCAUGUGGAUGUUUUCUUUCGAUAUUUCUACUUGAUAUCGUGGGCAGAAAAGUUUUGAUAUUGCUCACAAUUUUUCCCAGCUCUGUUAGUUGGAUGCUGAUGCUGUGGAGUCCAUCGAUUUCGAAUCUCUACGUGUCCCGUUUUAUAGGCGGCACUGCCAGUGGCAUAAUUUUCACGAGCGGAUCGAUCUACGUGACAGAGAUUUCGCCUCCACACAUUCGGAGUGCUCUGUGCAGUUGUUUCCUGCUAAUGAAUUACUGCGGUUCCUUCCUCGGUUAUGUACUCACCUCAAUUGGUACUAUUGAGAAAUACUCUUACGUGGGAAUGUUUCUGGUGAUGUUGCAAUUCAUCGUAUUCGCCUGGAUGCCGGAGAGUCCUUUCUACUUGCUACGCCGGAAACGAUUUGGUGCAGGCAUGGAUUCUUUGAUGUACAUGCGUAACUCGGCCGACGUUGCGGAGGAACUCGAUUCGAUUAUGAAAUCAGUCGAAUCUGAUUCUCAGUACAAUGGAACAAUAUCUUCCAUUUUUCACUUGGCUUCUGAAAAAGGUGGCAAAAGAGUUAUCUUGAUCGGUGCCAAUUUAAUGACGUUGCAAGUGUUCUCGGGCACGAUUAUCCUCAUUACGUACUCGCGAACAAUUUUUGAGAAGAUUGACAACGUCCAACUGCCGGGAACCUACAUAAGCAUUGUUUUACCGAUAGUAUUUCUAAUGUCAUACCUCCUUUGUAUCAGUUUGGUAGAUCGUUUGGGAAGAAAGCCUCUGAUAAUCGUGUCGACCGUGGGCGUUGCAAGUUGCAGUUUUCUAUUAGGAAUUUAUUUCUUCCUGGAACAAAAGAACUUGGAUACUUCGGGUUUCCAACCAUUUGCAUUCGGAGUAGCAUUACUUUAUGUAAUAAGCGUUUCUUUGGGACUGGCUAGCGUGCCGUUCGUCGUUAUGAACGAAAUCUUCCCGAUGUAUGCGAAAGCAGCUUGCGUGGGACUCGGUUUCUGCGUAAAUUUCAUUUGGUCCUUUAUCAUAUUACGUAUCUGGAGCACCGUCGUGUUUGCGAACAGCAUACACAUCGGGUUUUGGCUGUUUUCCGGUUUCAACGUGUUCAGUAUCUUCUUCCUGGUGUUUUACUUACCGGAGACGAAAGGACAAUUUUUGCAGAUUUCAGAUAGUUCGGUGGGUAGGAUAAAGAAAUGAUAAAUCGAGCGGCUGGAUUUAUUGCAAGGACAAAUGGGGUUUAAUAUAAUUAAGUAGAAAACCACAUAAAUUAUUUAUUGAAAAUGUUUGAACAGCCUCUUAGAAGUUUCUUCUUUGUUAUCUAUACAAACAGGUACUGUAACAGUAAUAUGUACAAAAAGGGCGCGAGCAGUCUGGUAGGUAAUUAAUUUAUGUAUGUAUUAUAAUUAAUUUAUGUAUUCUGGUAAUUAAUUUAUGAUCUGCGUUA